CAUUUCACGAGCCAGAUGGAAGCGUGUUUGUAGGAGGGAGUCAUUUUCCCUCGAGGCGCAGAGAGUGAAUUGAGGAACAGGGCGCGUGCGGCUGCUGGACGCUCGGUGACAGCGGACCUCAGUGGCGCGAAACGUUGCUGGUGUGUGUGGAUGCGGUGUGUGCUCCCAUGUGACCGCUGUCAGACCGGCAGUUCUGCGGGAAUCCCUGACUGCGCAUUUUGCAGUGGGACGGGAGAGCGCAAGGGUGCUAGUGGCAGCAGAGUCGUGACGCGCGAAGGCAACUAGCAAAGUGGUUCGACUUGACUCCAUGUGCAAAGAGAAAUGUUCGGAGCGGAUGACCAAGGAAGUAGUCUGAAACGAACAGGAGCAGGCAUGAAGCGCCCAUUUAGCCCCGCCCUAUCCGAAAAUGGCCACGUGGACACGGCAAGCGAGCUCCACGGGGGCGGUCGUCACGGCGACGGGGCGGCCUCCUUGGACUCGUGCGAGCGCGACCCGCGGCCGAAGCGGGAGCGCAAGCAGCGGACGCUGACGCUGUGCGAGGUGUGCAACAUCCAGCUGAACUCCAGCGCCCAGGCGCAGAUCCACUACAACGGCAAGACCCACCAGAGGAGGCUGAAGCAGGCCAGUCUGGGCAAGGGCCACGCAGGAGGGGGGGGGGGAGGAGGGUCUGGCAGCAAGAACAACACAGGAAGUCCCGCCCAGGGCAGCCCCCUGCUGGCCUCGCUGUCCCUGCCUGGCCGCCCCAUGCAGCCCCAGCUGGACCUCAAGCACUUCCUGCCCCUCAGGGUCAACGGCUCCACCCCCCUCAGCCUCUUCCCCAACUUCAACACGAUGGACCCAGUCCAGAAAGCGGUCAUCAACCACACGUUUGGGGUUCCGCAGCCACUCAAGAAGAAACAGAUCAUCUCCUGCAACAUCUGCCACCUACGCUUCAACUCAACCAACCAGGCCGAGGCUCAUUAUAAGGGUCACAAGCACGCCCGCAAGCUGAAGGCCCUGGACAACAUGAAGAACAAACAGAGGAACCAUGGAGCGGCAGGGAGGGAGAGAGAGAAAGAGAGGGAGAGGGUGAAAGAGAGGGAGAGAGAGAAGGAGACGGAGGAGGUCAAAACCGAGACCCCGAAGCCUCUGAUGGACGCUACUGUGGUUGAGAGGACAGCCAUCAUCGAGGCCCAGCCUGGCAGUCAGAAGCUGGAGGAAGCCCAGGGGAGCUCGCUGAUGCUGACUCCCGUCUCAGAGACCUCCUCUCUGGACACGCUGGCUCACCUCUCCCCCCAGGUCUCUCCCUCCUCCGGGCAGUCGGAGAGCGUGAUUGACAGCCUCCUUCCCGUUCCUGAGCCCGAGAUUCCGGAGCCCCCCAAGAGUGAAGGGGACCCCCCCAGCACGGACGAGGAGAAGGACCCCAAAAAGAGCCCCAAACAGCACCUGCACUGUCCCGUGUGCAAGAUCACAGUGAACUCCACGUCCCAGCUGGACGCUCACUUCACCGGCUCCAAGCACAAGCUGAUGCUGGAGGGUCAGAGCGUGCAGCCACGGCGACGAGGGAAGCUGGUCUCCUCCCGCAUGGCAACCAGGACCAAACGCCACGGCAACAAGACCUGCACGCCACUGGUCAGCCAGUCCUACCACUGCGACAUCUGUGACAUCACAGUCAACUCAGAGACGCAGCUCAAACAGCACACUAGCAGCAGGAGGCACAAGGACCGCAUCGCUGGGAAACCUCCCAAACCAAAGUUCAGCCCCUACACCAAGAGCCAAACCAACUCUGUGUUAGCGAGUGUCAGGUGGAAUGGGGUUUCGGGGAUGUCGGGUGGUGGUCUCUCCGCCCUGGGGGGCAUGUGCCAACCCUGCGCCUUCACCACUGUUUCCCCUCAGACCAAACUGGCCCUGCAGAAGCAGCUCACUAAGACCCUGACCGCCAGCUUCCUCCCGUCUCACCUCACGUCUCAUCUCCCGUCUCACCUCGCGUCUCAGCUCACGUCUCACCUCACCCCGGCAUCCCUCUGCGCCAUGGCAGCCAACCCGUUGACUCUUCGGCACGCCCCUGGUCCGGCCGCCUUCCUCCAGCCCCAUCUGCUCAGCCCCGCCCUCUUUAGGCCCGCCCCUGGGCCUCUGAGGGCCACUCACACGCCAAUAAUCUUCUCUCCUUACUAGAAGUGGCCAAUCACAGGGCCACAGCACCGGCGAAGCUAUGCAGUCAGAGAGAGCUACAGACCAACAGGAUUAAAAAUAAAUAGAUAUCUUCUACUUUUUAAUUGCCAUAAUAAGCCAUAUUCUGGUGCAUAUGGCACAUAAACUUUC
Molecule: messenger RNA, 2301 nt
Organism: Clupea harengus (Atlantic herring)
Lineage: Eukaryota; Metazoa; Chordata; Actinopteri; Clupeiformes; Clupeidae
Gene: znf385c
Product: zinc finger protein 385C
Biological process (GO): regulation of DNA-templated transcription
Cellular component (GO): nucleus
Molecular function (GO): nucleic acid binding; DNA-binding transcription factor activity; zinc ion binding
Source: RefSeq, a predicted model, not a curated record